Molecule: messenger RNA, 2492 nt
Organism: Ananas comosus (pineapple)
Lineage: Eukaryota; Viridiplantae; Streptophyta; Magnoliopsida; Poales; Bromeliaceae
Product: ABC transporter F family member 5-like
Exons: 9
Coding region: 99-2201 (700 amino acids)
Molecular function (GO): ATP hydrolysis activity; ATP binding
Source: RefSeq, a predicted model, not a curated record
UCCCUCUGUCUCCCUUCACUGUGAGUGAGAGACUGAGAGAGAAGAGCUCCGAUCAAACCCUAACCCUAACCCUAACCCUAAUUCGCAACGCUAACGCCAUGGAUAUCUGUUCCAAGCUCCGCCGAGUCGACCUCCGAUCGCGCCUCCUCCCCGUCGCCUCCCCACUCCUCGGAAACCCUCGGCUCCAUCCCCGGUCCCACCUCUCCUUCCGCCGAGGCACCCUCGUUCCCUCUUCCGGAACUGGAAACCCUAGGAUCUCCGCUCGGUUGGCUGUGGACGCCGCGGCGGCAGAGACGGAGACGGCGACGGAGAUCGAUAUCGAAUCCCUCUUCUCCAGUAGCUCCGGCGAUGGCGCCUCGAAGAAGCAGGCGAAGAAGAAGCCGAGCACGGGCGCGUCGAGCGUGUCGUCGGGGGUGCGGCUCGAGAGCAUCAGCAAAAGCUUCAAAGGUGUCACCUUGCUGAAGGACGUGAGCUGGGAGGUGAAGAAGGGGGAGAAAGUAGGGUUGGUAGGCGUGAACGGGGCCGGCAAAACCACCCAACUCCGGAUUAUUGCCGGAUUGGAGGAACCCGAUUCGGGGAACGUAAUAAAGGCGAAGGAGAACAUGAAGAUCGCGUUUCUGAGCCAGGAAUUCGAGGUGUGCCCUAGCCGGACGGUGAAGGAAGAGUUUUUGAGCGCGUUCAAGGAGGAGAUGGAGAUCGCGGAGCGAUUGGAGAAGGUGCAGAAGGCGCUGGAGAGCGCGGUGGAGGAUAUGGGGCUCAUGGGGAGGCUGCUGGAUGAGCUGGAUUUGCUGCAGAGGAGGGCGCAGGACGUGGACCUCGACGAGGUCGAUGUGAAGAUCAGUAAGCUGAUGCCGGAAUUAGGGUUCUCGCCGGAGGAUUCGGAGCGGUUGGUUGCGUCGUUUAGUAGUGGGUGGCAGAUGAGGAUGUCACUCGGGAAGAUUCUACUUCAGGAUCCGGAUUUGCUGCUGCUUGAUGAACCGACGAACCAUCUCGAUUUAGACACGAUUGAGUGGUUAGAAGGGUAUCUGAACAAGCAAGACGUUCCGAUGGUUAUCAUAUCUCACGACAGGGCUUUUCUCGAUCAACUAUGCACCAAAAUCGUAGAAACCGAUAUGGGGGUAUCAAGGACUUUUAUGGGUAACUAUUCGGAGUAUGUCCUUCAAAAAGCAGCAUGGGUAGAAGCCCAGAAUGCAGCUUGGGAGAAGCAGCAGAAGGAGAUUGAACAUACUAAAGAGCUAAUAAACAGAUUGGGAGCCGGUGUUAAUUCUGGGCGAGCUUCUAGUGAGGAAAAGAAAUUGGAGAGGCUUCAAGAAGAAGGAAAAAUCGAGAAACCUUUCCAAAGGAAGCAAUUAAAGAUCAGAUUUCCCGAGCGUGGAAGAAGUGGUAGAACAGUAUUAAUGAUGAAGAAUCUUGAAUUCGGGUACGGUGAUAAGGUGUUGUUUAAGAAGGCAAAUCUUUUAGUUGAAAGAGGUGAGAAGAUAGCCAUUAUUGGUCCAAAUGGAUGCGGAAAGAGUACAUUGCUUAAACUUGCCAUGGGUUUGGAGAAGCCUCGUGCUGGUGAAGUUUUACUUGGGGAGCAUAAUGUAUUGCCGAACUAUUUUGAGCAGAACCAGGCAGAGGCACUUGAUUUGGAGAAAACGGUGCUGGAAACAGUUGAAGAAGCUGCGGAAGAUUGGAGGAUCGACGAUAUUAAAGGUCUCCUUGGCCGCUGUAACUUUAAGGCCGACAUGCUAGAUAGAAAAGUCGCACUUUUAAGUGGUGGAGAGAAGGCACGACUAGCAUUUUGCAAAUUCAUGGUGAAGCCAUCUACCUUGUUGGUGUUGGAUGAACCGACCAACCAUUUGGAUAUCCCUUCAAAAGAGAUGCUAGAGGAGGCUAUACAAGAGUAUAAGGGCACCGUCAUUACUGUUUCUCAUGAUCGGUACUUCAUAAGGCAAAUAGUAAAUAGAGUAGUGGAGGUGAAAGAUAAAACCCUACAAGACUAUGCAGGCGAUUACAAGUAUUACCUUGAAAAGAACCUUGAAGCUAGAGAAAGAGAACUUGAGCGCGAGGCUGAGCUCGAGGAAAAAGCUCCCAAAGUGAAGGCAAAAUCUAAGAUGUCAAAGGAGGAGAAAGAAGUCAGGAAGAAGCAGAAAAUGAUGGCUUUUCAACAAGCAAAGUCAAAGUCGAAAGCAUUGAAGAACGCAAAGCGAUGGAAAUGAGCAGUACCGUCCAUGAUUUAGUGUAAAUCGAAGAUCGACAGUGUAAUUAACGAUCAAAGGGCUUAAAAUCAUUGUACAUAAUAGAGACAGAAGCUAAUGAAAACAUAAUUUAUUUUACAUUAUUUUAAGAUCGUUUUUCAAAUGAUACACAACACACAUGCUUCUGCUACUGUACAUUGGUUAUUUAGUAGUAUUACAAUUUCACCUCUACAUGACAUAUUGUGUAAAAUUGCAAAAAAGGCCCUGUAGUGUCAUGCAGUUCAACAUUAAACUUGAUUACAUUUUAGGGUU